CUUCAUUACUCUUCCAAGCCCUUUUCAUACUACUACUUUUUCUACCAACCUCUUAUCCCAGCUGUGUUACCAGAUCAUACUCUCUUUGCACUAUCUCGCUGUCUUGAGCAACCCGAAGAAACAUCUUUGAAUCUAAUAUAUUGAGCUGUCAAUGGGAUCCCAUAGUCACCCUCCCAGAAAAUGGUCACUAUCAGAAGAUCAGAAGCUAAGAGAAGGAGUUGAAGCUCAAUUGAGAGAAGGAGAAGUCAAAGAUUGGUGCAGAAUUGCUGAUAGUCUGCCUGGUCGAACAAACAAAGACUGUCGAAAACGGUGGCACAACUCUGUGGCAGGGGGGCUCAAGAAGGGACAAUGGUCAAAGAGCGAGGAUGAUUUACUAGCAAGAGGAGUUGAAGAACACGGCCAAAGAUGGACAGUAAUAGCAAACUGUGUGGGAACAAGGAGCGCAGAUCAGUGUGCAAAGCGGUGGCAACAGUCGCUCGAUCCAAAUCUAGACCGAAGUGAAUGGCAAGAAACUGAUGACAAUGAGUUGAUCGAGGCGGUUCGGCAACUUGGGCGUCAUUGGAAGGAUAUUCAACGAGAGCAUUUCCCAGAAAGAUCGAAGAACGAUAUCAAGAAUCGCUACACAGUCUUGGUGCGGCGGUAUCAGAACCAAGGCAUCACUCUCGCAAACGCUCCAAGCUCUCCAUCCGAUUGCGGUACACCUGCUCCGUUCCCCAACUACCCAGAAGACGAUGGUUAUCUAUCUCCAAACUCAGCAAUGUACGAUUCCCUUCUACACACCCCGUCACCGAGAGGACAUCGCCUCUCGUGGUCAAGUAUCGACAACGACGCAUACUCAACAUGGUCCUCUCCACAAGCAUACACCAUGCCUACCGCUGUAGCCGAUCAACAUACCCAUCAGUCGUCAGCAACCCUGCCUCAAUACGGAUACACCCAGCCACCACCAAUAAACCCAAACAUGCCUUCACUAUGGGAUCAAACGACCUCGUACAUGCACCCUUCAUCACCAUCGCUACACACCGGCGGCGCAUCCACAACCCCUUCGAUUCAGGGCUAUAGCAACUAUCCAGUUGCCCAGCAACCAAUCAUGUCGCGAAGUCCGGUCUACACAGCCCCCACGGCCCACGCUCCGUAUGCCACGAUGCCACAUGGACCGCCACGUCGAACGUCUGGUCAGCAGGAUUAUAUCGCGACAACAUCGCCAAUGUAUCAGGAUCCUAGAAACUCGCAAUAUUCCUAUUACCCUUCUUGAGGCUGUGCAAAACCGGUCAGGGACCUGACAGGGGAAACAGCCUUGGCAUCUUUCAUUUGACCAUAGAUUAGAUUUGUGCAAAUAUGUUAGCUAUGUAAUUGGGUAGGUAGUCGGAGGGAGGGCUGGGAAGGAAGUGUGACUCUUCACAGGCAUUUUUUCUUGAAUCCUGUAAUGCAACAUUGUAACGGUAUUUGUUUCCGCCUAUCCACCGCAUGUUUUCUUCUCCUUCUUCCUUGC
This is a messenger RNA of Bipolaris sorokiniana ND90Pr, 1489 nucleotides long. RefSeq lists its product as uncharacterized. Gene Ontology annotation, biological process: regulation of DNA-templated transcription. Gene Ontology annotation, molecular function: DNA-binding transcription factor activity, RNA polymerase II-specific; RNA polymerase II cis-regulatory region sequence-specific DNA binding. Gene Ontology annotation, cellular component: nucleus. The transcript has 7 exons. The record is from RefSeq and is a predicted model, not a curated record. NCBI's taxonomy places the organism in Eukaryota, Fungi, Ascomycota, Dothideomycetes, Pleosporales, Pleosporaceae. The coding region runs from base 152 to 1252 and encodes 366 amino acids.